AUGGCGGACGACAAAUCACCACUUGUUCGAGACAUACUGAUUAGUGAUGCAAUAAUGCAUAAUAGUAAUGAAGAUAGUUUACCUCACAUUGAUUUUAUGGAUACUGAUAUUCAUACUGAUGAUGAACCUAUUGCGUCUCCAUUUGAUAUAUUCUCAUUAAAUUAUAUCAAAGAAGAUGAAAUAAUAACUGAAACAAUGUUUAUUGAUCAAUGUUUCUCAAAUUCCAGUUUUGAUCUUCCACACACAUCUGCAAUACUAUCAUCUUCGCCAUCGGUCUAUAACAAUUUUCCACAACAUGAUGUUUCAAACUGUUCUGUAAGAUAA
Adineta steineri is the source of this 324-nucleotide messenger RNA. Lineage: Eukaryota; Metazoa; Rotifera; Eurotatoria; Adinetida; Adinetidae. The record is from the annotation of a GenBank genome assembly.